AUGGGUUCUCAAAUACUAAAGUGGAGCAAGGUGAAUAGUAUUAAGGAGCAAAGGAAUCGGUUUCGUUUAGAAGAUAGAUUAAUGAAUCUUUACACUCAAGAUCCGUCAGAUGAAGUUCUAGCUGAGAUUAUGGAGGUCCAAUUGGGGCUUAAUUGGGAAGCUGAAAAGGAGGAAUUAUUUUGGGAGCAGCGUGCGUGGGUGAAUUGGCUAAAGAAUAGGGAUCGUAAUACCAGCUUUUUUCACAAGGUAGUUGUCCAACGUCACUUUCAUUGUAGAAUUUCUGAACUGGAAGAUGGAGCUGGGAAAAAUACUAAUUCCACUGAGGAGUUCCUCCAAGUAGCUUCUGACUAUUUUGGUAAGCUUUUCUCUGCUUCAGAGUCAGGUUCGGAUGAGCAUUUGUUUAGCUUAGUAGAGGAAAAAGUUACUAGUAGUAUGAAUGAAAGGCUCUUAAGACAAUUUACGGAGGAGGACAUUGCCUAUGCAGUCAAAUCUUUGGCGCCUUUGAAAGCCCCUGGGUUGGAUGGGUUUCCGGCCCUCUUCUUUCAGCGUUAUUGGCAUAUUUUUGGGCUUGAAGUUACCCACUUUUGUUUAUCCAAUCUACAGGAACAAGAGGAUUUGAGUGUUAUUAACAAAACGCGCAUUAUCCUGAUUCCAAAGGUUGAAAAACCGAGUAACAUGACUCAUUUUAGGCCUAUCAGCCUUUGUAAUGUCAUUUACAAAAUUAUAGCAAAAGUGUUGGUAUUGAGGAUGAGCGAGACACUGAGGUCUUGUAUUAAUGAAGCUCAAGGGGCCUUUAUUCCAGGUAGGCUUAUCUCUGAUAAUGUACUGAUUGCUUAUGAGAUACUUUAUUCCCUAAAAAUGAAAAAGAGAGGCAAGAAAGGCAAUUUUGCGCUUAAACUAGAUAUGAGUAAAGCGUAUGAUCGUGUGGAAUGGGAUUUUUUGGCAGAUGAUUGCGUUCUUUUUGGUGAUGCCUCCUGUGAAGGAGCUGAAGUGGUUCGGGCUAUUAUCCAUGAAUAUGAUACGGUCUCGGGGCAGAGAGUGAAUUUUGAAAAAUCCCUCAUUUAUUUCGGUGCAAAUGUCGUCUUUAGUGUUCAGAAGGAUAUUGUUAAUUUAUUAGGGGUACGUCUGGCCUCAAAUCCUGAAAAGUAUCUCGGUUUGCCUAUGAUGGUGGGUAGGAGGAAAAAGUGGGCUUUUGCUAACUUUGUGGACCGAUUCAGAAAAUGGGUGGAGGGGUGGAGUAUGCGUUAUCUUUCAAUGGGGGGUAAGGAGGUUUUCAUUAAAUCAGUUUUGCAGGCAACUUCAAUUUAUGCUAUGCAGUGUUUUUUAUUGCCAAAGUCAUUAUGUAGAACAUUGGAAGGAAUAAUGAAUCGAUUCUGGUGGAUGAAUAAUAAAACAUUGAAGGGGAUUCAUUGGAGUUCGUGGGAUGUUCUGUAUAAACCGAAAAGUUUUGGAGGGCUGGGGUUUAAAAAUUUAUUCUUGUUUAAUAAGGCCCUUUUUAGCGAAGCAGUAAAGGUUGGUUCUUACCCUUCAUUUACCUGGAGAAGUAUUUGUAGUGCGCGGGACCUGAUCAGUGAUGGAAUCUUGUGGCAUGUGGGAAAUGGUGCAAGUAUCAACAUUUGGAAUGACCCCUGGUUGCUUGGAAGGGAGAAUAACAGAAUCCCAGUUAUUGAAAUUAAGCCUCCUUGGUCAACAGUGAAUCAGUUAAUGAAUGAAGAAGACAGUACCUGGAAUAGAGAGUUGAUUCACAAUCUAGUGGAUGAUGACACUGCUAAUCGAAUCUUUGCCAUUCCCAUCUCUCAAAGCCGACCAGAGGAUAUGUUGGUAUGGAAGUAUGAAGGCUCAGGUGAGUAUACUGUCAGGAGUGGGUAUCGAGUUCUUAUUACAGAUUAUUUACAGAGCAAUCUACACAUGUCCUCUACAAAUGAAGAAUACAAAAGUUUUUACAUGGAUCUCUGGGCUUUACAUAUUCCAGAGAAAAUAAAAAUACAUGUUUGGAGAUUGUUAAAUAACAUGGUACCACACUAUGGGAACUUGGCAUGCCGAACACUGUGUGAGGAGGCUGUAUGCCCACUGUGUAAGGAAGAUCUAGAAACCACAGCGUAUUUGUUGGGGUCUUAUAGGGUCCUUCGAAAUAUAUGGAUAUCGUUGCAAGUUUAA
Gossypium raimondii (Peruvian cotton) is the source of this 2157-nucleotide messenger RNA. RefSeq lists its product as uncharacterized. The transcript is spliced from 3 exons. Bases 1 to 2157 code for a protein of 718 amino acids. Lineage: Eukaryota; Viridiplantae; Streptophyta; Magnoliopsida; Malvales; Malvaceae. The record is from RefSeq and is a predicted model, not a curated record.